AUGAAAUCAAAGCCACUAAGAAAAUUCCUACCACAUGUUGAGCCAAACUGCAGAAUAAUCAACCUAUACGGCCCGGCUGAAUGUACGAUAGCAGCAACAUACCAUGUCCUAACUCCAGAGGAUUUGCAUUCAGCAUCAAUUCCGAUAGGACGACCUAUGCCAAAUUAUCAAUGUUACGUUCUCGAUGAAUAUUUACAAUUAGUUGGCAUUAAUCAGCUAGGUGAGCUGUAUAUCGGCGGUGCUGGUGUAUUCUCCGGUUACUAUGGUCGUGAUGACUUGUCAAAGAAGGCUUUAAUUGAUAUACGAGGACAACGAUGUUACAAAACAGGAGAUCUCGCUAGACUCGAUCA
This is a messenger RNA of Didymodactylos carnosus, 350 nucleotides long. The record is from the annotation of a GenBank genome assembly. NCBI's taxonomy places the organism in Eukaryota, Metazoa, Rotifera, Eurotatoria, Philodinida, Philodinidae.